Molecule: messenger RNA, 1182 nt
Organism: Morchella importuna
Lineage: Eukaryota; Fungi; Ascomycota; Pezizomycetes; Pezizales; Morchellaceae
Exons: 5
Coding region: 1-1182 (393 amino acids)
Source: RefSeq, a predicted model, not a curated record
AUGGAAAGCUGUGAUAUCCCCCUCAAAGAAAUGUGUUUCUCUACUAUCCCUCUAGGCGGCCUCACAGAAGAAAACGAACAGCCUGGAUCCGGAACAUCCACGACAACGAUAAAUUACGAAUACUCGGGGAAUAUCUCGCUAUCAUUUGCUCAAAACUACCCUAGUAGUGUGCUCGAUACUUUCGUCGAGGUUAAGGCCACGGUCGACAUGUUUUUAGAAGGCUGCGCAUUGAAGAAGGUGCCCGGACCCGAACAUAAAGACAAAGUUCUGGUGCACGAUCUCUCGGUAUUAGAAAGUACUGCCAACAAGCCAUGCAGACUACGUACGAGUUGUGAUAAUUGGGAAAUUGGAAAUCUUAUUAAAUCCGAUGACACGGACAUUCUGAUACGUAUGGUAUUCGUUGAAAUCGAUACCAUCACCGUUGAAGGCCUCCGGGAACUGGGCCAUCACUACUCUAUACCGGCAAGGUUCUGGGGUUCCAAUAGCAAUGGUGACUUUGGCCAUAGAACCUUGAGUUCUGGUUUGGAUGAAAUUACAUAUAUCACAUGGCUUGAAAUCCUCACCAAACCAGUAUUUUUCCACGAGGAUACACCAGUGCCUGAGAACGAUGGCAGCUGUUGGUACCGACCAAGUUUUUCCUUCAAGUGGCAAUACUGCGGGCUGCGCUCCAAGCACAAGUACAAACUUGUUAUGUUUUGCCUCGAUUCCUGCCCACUCAUCCAGGAGCGUCUCGCAGGAGCAAUGAAGCACACAGAUUCACAGCUCAUCCUAAAGGACCCCUACUUCCUCUAUUGUCUAAUCAGCAGCCAGUGGUACGAUUGGAAUCUGGAUGCUUAUUUCAGGCUCCGGAGUCAGUUAGUGGGGAUUGAAAGAAGGGCAACUAGUACGCGCCUAGAGUCCUUCGAGCCGGAGUUUGAGCCGAACUUCCCAACAUUACAUAAACUUGCGAGGGAUAUCAUACAGAUGGCGGAGGUCUCACAAAGCGCAAUCUUUGUGAUGGAACGGCUAGUGCAUGAGCAUGAACAUCUUUCCCAUUUGUUUAGGGAGAGCGCGGACGUUUACAGUCGGGUGGAAGCUACAUUGAAUGAGAGGUUAACGCUGUUUAAGGGGACGCUGGCGAGUUAUGAGGCUUUGGGGAAACGGCUUACGAAUUUAAUUAAUUUUGUUCGUUCUACCCAUUAA